Messenger RNA from Meloidogyne enterolobii, 880 nucleotides. NCBI's taxonomy places the organism in Eukaryota, Metazoa, Nematoda, Chromadorea, Rhabditida, Meloidogynidae. The record is from the annotation of a GenBank genome assembly.
AAAAAUUUUCUGUGGCGGAAUUAGCUAUGACACAACUGGGGAUGAUUUGGCUUCGCACUUCUCGCAGUUUGGUUCUAUUAAGGAAGCUCAAGUUAAAUACGAUCGGAUGACUGGACGCUCUCGCGGAUUUGCUUUUGUCGAAUUUGAAACGGUUGAUGGCUGUAGAGCUUCACUGACACUUCGUGAACAGACAAUUAAAGGAAAACAAUGUGAAAUCAAGCCUGCAAAAACGCGUGAAGUUGGAUAUAUGAACAAGAAAGUGUUUGUUGGUGGUUUGCCAAUUGAUUUUUCAGAGAAUGAGCUGCGCGAGCAUUUCCAACAAUAUGGACGUGUUGAAGAUGUUGAAUGGCCAUUGGACAAAGUUAGCAAGGCACGCAAGAGUUUUGCGUUUGUUGUUUUUGAAUCUGAAGAGGCUGCUGAAAAAGCUGCUGCUCAUCCUAAACAGAAUUUUGCUGAUCGAGAGUGUGACGUCAAAAAAGCUGUCCCACAGAGUCGUCGACCUCAUUUUGGAGGACUUGGAGGUAUUGGUAACUUUUCUCGUUCAACGGGUGGUGGACUUCUUUUGCGUGGAGGUUAUGGUGGUGGAGGUAUUAGAUGUGCUGCGAGUGGUGGUGGUGGUGGAAAUUCUGCUUAUUUGACUGGGGGAGGCGGUGGAGGCGAUUCUCAUCUUCACCAUCAACAACACCAUCAACCUCAACAUCAAAUGCAAUUGUAUUAUCCUCCGCAUCAAGCUGCUCAAACUUCGGCGGCUGCUUGGUAUCACCAGAUGAAUGCUACUGCUGCAUGGUAUAACGCUGCAUACAAUGGAGGUGCUUGGUAUGGUGCUGCACCCACUGCUGCUUCAUCUACAGCUGUUGCUGCUCCUCAAUUUCCAACUUGA